This is a messenger RNA of Pichia kudriavzevii, 1056 nucleotides long. RefSeq lists its product as uncharacterized. Bases 1 to 1056 code for a protein of 351 amino acids. The record is from RefSeq and is a predicted model, not a curated record. Lineage: Eukaryota; Fungi; Ascomycota; Pichiomycetes; Pichiales; Pichiaceae. The transcript has a single exon.
AUGUGUGAGAAAUGCAUAAACGGAUUUUACAUCACAGGAAAGACGAUAUGGAACUAUAUACCUACUUUUCAAGGAAUUUCUUCUGUCUCCUCCUUUCCCUGUUCUGCUGUUCCCCUCUAUUUCUCUUCCCGUUCCUGCAUACUGCUCUGGUUUAUUAUCGGUCUGUAUUCUGAUAAGACUAAUUCAAGAUUUCAAGGGAUGACGAUGAUACGGUUGUUGCCAUAUGUUGGAGAUAUUGAGAUUGGGAAUGAACCUAUACGGAUGAACGUCUUGAUGAGGAUGAACACUGAGCAAAUCAUCAAGAUUCUAAGUGAAUACAGUAAUGAUGACAGUCGAGUGAAAGUUGUCAUUAAAGACGGUAAAGUCGUUGGGUUUAAGAUUUUCAAGGAUAAGGGUCGAGUUGAAAUCAUUAAGUGCAGUCUUACUGGGGAGAAUGUAGGUAAAAUAUACCAGAGGAUCCCCAAUAGGGCGGAAGCUGUCAACCUGGGCCCGCUAGACUACCGUGUGAAUCUGAUCAAUUAUAAGGGGGAGAAGGAUGUGGAUCUGCGGAAGAUUGAAGAAUACAAAACCAAAGUCAGGAUUAUGGAGAAGGUCUGCGAGCAGGGGGCUGGAACCGAAGAGGGCAUCAAAUGCGACGGGGUGGAUCUAAGAGAGUUCCCUGCUUGGAUUGUUGAGCAGAUGGAGGUGACGAAGGGGGUUAUUGACUGGCGAUAUGCCAAGUUAGUGAAGAGUUUUGGAGAUGGGAGGUACAAGAAACGGUUAUAUAUUGAAGGUUAUAGGCCUCACGAUUCGCAGAUGAUGUUGUACACCGGUGGAGUAGAUGAUAUACUGACGAGGCCAAAGGUGUACAAGGGUGGCGUGGAGAAAGCCAGAAAGUAUGUAAGCCGGUACCAGAAGGUGUAUCCGAUAUACUACCGGUUGUACGACAAGAUACGGCGGGACCCCCUGGGGACGACUGAUCAAAUCAACAAUGAUCUCAAGAGGUUGAUUGAGAUGCACAAUGAACUAGAGGAACUACGACAUCAACUGGAGGUCAACCAGCAAGCAAACAAGUAA